Hemibagrus wyckioides is the source of this 17590-nucleotide messenger RNA. Its product is annotated as serine-rich adhesin for platelets-like. The coding region runs from base 1 to 17511 and encodes 5836 amino acids. The record is from RefSeq and is a predicted model, not a curated record. Lineage: Eukaryota; Metazoa; Chordata; Actinopteri; Siluriformes; Bagridae. The transcript is spliced from 24 exons.
AUGGGUUUGGCACAAGUACUGUAUGGUACAUACAUCAUUACUCUGCUUAAAUAUCCCAUUUACCUGCUCUACAUUUUACACUUUGUCACUGCCACUGGGCAGAGAACGCUCCACAUCUGCUACCUGAAGACACCUGAGGUUAUAAACAACACAAUGGACUGGCGGGUUAUACUGGCUAUUUUUUGUCUGAUUGCAACAAGAGCCGCAGAAGUUAAUCAGACUGAAACAACCAACUCCACAAUAAACAUAUCCCCGAGCACAUCUACAGACAACUCAACAACAAACUCGUCUUCCACCCCGAGCACGUCUACAGACAACUCAACAACAAACUCGUCAUCCACCCCAGGCACAUCUACAGACAACUCAACAAACUCGUCUUCCACAUCAAGCACGUCUACAGACAACUCAACAACAAACUCGUCUACCACCCAGAGCACGUCUACAGACAACUCAACAACAAACUCGUCUUCCACCCCGAGCACGUCUACAGACAACUCAACAACAAACUCGUCAUCCACCCCGAGCACGUCUACAGACAACUCAACAACAAACUCGUCAUCCACCCCAGGCACAUCUACAGACAACUCAACAAACUCGUCUUCCACACCAAGCACGUCUACAGACAACUCAACAACAAACUCGUCUUCCACACCGAGCACGUCUACAGACAACUCAACAACAAACUCGUCAUCCACCCCAGGCACAUCUACAGACAACUCAACAAACUCGUCUUCCACACCAAGCACGUCUACAGACAACUCAACAACAAACUCGUCUUCCACCCCGAGCACGUCUACAGACAACUCAACAAACUCGUCUUCCACACCAAGCACGUCUACAGACAACUCAACAAACUCGUCUUCCACACCAAGCACGUCUACAGACAACUCAACAACAAACUCGUCUUCCACACCAAGCACGUCUACAGACAACUCAACAACAAACUCGUCUUCCACCCCGAGCACGUCUACAGACAACUCAACAAACUCGUCUUCCACCACGAGCACAUCUACAGACAACUCAACAACAAACUCGUCUUCCACCCCGAGCACGUCUACAGACAACUCAACAACAAACUCGUCAUCCACCCCAGGCACAUCUACAGACAACUCAACAAACUCAUCUUCCACCCCGAGCACGUCUACAGACAACUCAACAACAAACUCGUCAUCCACCCCAGGCACAUCUACAGACAACUCAACAAACUCGUCUUCCACAUCAAGCACGUCUACAGACAACUCAACAACAAACUCGUCAUCCACCCCAGGCACAUCUACAGACAACUCAACAAACUCAUCUUCCACCCAGAGCACGUCUACAGACAACUCAACAACAAACUCGUCAUCCACCCCGAGCACGUCUACAGACAACUCAACAACAAACUCGUCAUCCACCCCAGGCACAUCUACAGACAACUCAACAAACUCGUCUUCCACACCAAGCACGUCUACAGACAACUCAACAACAAACUCGUCUUCCACACCAAGCACGUCUACAGACAACUCAACAACAAACUCGUCUUCCACACCAAGCACGUCUACAGACAACUCAACAAACUCGUCUUCCACCACGAGCACAUCUACAGACAACUCAACAAACUCGUCUUCCACCACGAGCACGUCUACAGACAACUCAACAAACUCGUCUUCCACCACGAGCACAUCUACAGACAACUCAACAAACUCGUCUUCCACACUAAGCACGUCUACAGACAACUCAACAACAAACUCGUCUUCCACACCGAGCACGUCUACAGACAACUCAACAACAAACUCGUCUUCCACAUCGAGCACAUCUACAGACAACUCAACAACAAACUCGUCUAACACAUCAAGCACGUCUACAGACAACUCAACAAACUCAUCUUCCACAUCGAGCACGUCUACAGACAACUCAACAACAAACUCGUCAUCCACCCCGAGCACGUCUACAGACAACUCAACAAACUCAUCUUCCACAUCGAGCACGUCUACAGACAACUCAACAACAAACUCGUCAUCCACCCCGAGCACGUCUACAGACAACUCAACAAACUCAUCUUCCACAUCGAGCACGUCUACAGACAACUCAACAACAAACUCGUCAUCCACCCCAAGCACGUCUACAGACAACUCAACAAACUCAUCUUCCACAUCGAGCACGUCUACAGACAACUCAACAACAAACUCGUCUAACACAUCAAGCACGUCUACAGACAACUCAACAACAAACUCGUCAUCCACCCCGAGCACGUCUACAGACAACUCAACAACAAACUCGUCAUCCACCCCGAGCACGUCUACAGACAACUCAACAACAGACUCGUCUUCCACCCCGAGCAUGUCUACAGACAACUCAACAACAAACUCAUCUUCCACAUCGAGCACAUCUACAGACAACUCAACAACAAACUCGUCUUCCACCCCGAGCACGUCUACAGACAACUCAACAAACUCGUCUUCCACCCCGAGCACGUCUACAGACACCUCAACAACAAACUCGUCUUCCACCCCGAGCACGUCUACAGACAACUCAACAAACUCGUCUUCCACCCCGAGCACGUCUACAGACACCUCAACAACAAACUCGUCUUCCACCCCGAGCACGUCUACAGACAACUCAACAAACUCGUCUUCUACCCCGAGCACGUCUACAGACAACUCAACAACAAACUCGUCUUCCACCCCGAGCACGUCUACAGACAACUCAACAACAAACUCGUCUUCCACAUCAAGCACAUCUACAGACAACUCAACAACAAACUCGUCUUCCACAUCGAGCACGUCUACAGACAACUCGACAAACUCGUCUUCCACAUCGAGCACGUCUACAGACAACUCAACAAACUCGUCUUCCACAUCGAGCACGUCUACAGACAACUCAACAAACUCGUCUUCCACCCCGAGCACGUCUACAAACAACUCAACAAACUCGUCUUCCACCUCGAGCACGUCUACAGACAACUCAACAACAAACUCGUCUUCCACCCCGAGCACGUCUACAGACAACUCAGCAACAAACUCGUCUUCCACAUCGAGCACGUCUACAGACAACUCAACAACAAACUCGUCUUCCACCCCGAGCACGUCUACAGACAACUCAACAAACUCGUCUUCCACAUCGAGCACGUCUACAGACAACUCAACAACAAACUCGUCUUCCACAUCGAGCACGUCUACAGACAACUCAACAACAAACUCGUCUUCCACAUCGAGCACGUCUACAGACAACUCAACAAACUCGUCUUCCACAUCGAGCACGUCUACAGACAACUCUGUAUCUGCUCCAGUAACUGCAGAAUUUAGCUUGGUCUUCAGCCUCAAUGAAAUCUUUGUUUCAGAACUGGCCAAUAACUCUUCACCAGAGUUUGCGGCAAAAUCUCUUGAAAUCCGUAAUAAGAUUGAACCAAUUUACAGACAAGAUUUCAACAAUUUCAUCCAGAUGAUCAUUCACAGUUUAAUGAAUGGUUCAAUUGUGACGAAUUCCAGCCUUCAAUUUGGUGCCAACGACACCAUCCCAUCUAAUUCUACAAUACAAGAAACACUUGUAAAUGAAACUAAAUCCAACUCAAACUUGAACAUUAAUCCAGAAUCUAUAAAUGUCAGCCAGCUUCCUGUGAGCGAUUCGUCAACGACCCCGAUUACAUCCACAAAUGACUCAUUGAUAAACACAUCUUCAACCCCGAGCACAUCUACAGACAACUCAACAACAAACUCGUCUUCCACCCCGAGCACGUCUACAGACAACUCAACAACAAACUCGUCUUCCACACCGAGCACGUCUACAGACAACUCAACAACAAACUCGUCUUCCACCCCAAGCACGUCUACAGACAACUCAACAACAAACUCGUCUUCCACAUCAAGCACAUCUACAGACAACUCAACAACAAACUCGUCUUCCACCCCGAGCACGUCUACAGACAACUCAACAACAAACUCGUCUUCCACCCUGAGCACGUCUACAGACAACUCAACAACAAACUCGUCUUCCACAUCGAGCACAUCUACAGACAACUCAACAACAAACUCGUCUUCCACCCCGAGCACGUCUACAGACAACUCAACAACAAACUCGUCUUCCACAUCGAGCACGUCUACAGACAACUCAACAACAAACUCGUCUUCCACCCCGAGCACGUCUACAGACAACUCAACAACAAACUCGUCUUCCACCCCGAGCACGUCUACAGACAACUCAACAACAAACUCGUCUUCCACAUCAAGCACGUCUACAGACAACUCAACAACAAACUCGUCUUCCACCCCGAGCACGUCUACAGACAACUCAACGACAAACUCGUCUUCCACCCCGAGCACAUCUACAGACAACUCAACAACAAACUCGUCUUCCACCCCAAGCACGUCUACAGACAACUCAACAACAAACUCGUCUUCCACAUCAAGCACAUCUACAGACAACUCAACAACAAACUCGUCUUCCACCCCGAGCACGUCUACAGACAACUCAACAACAAACUCGUCUUCCACAUCGAGCACAUAUACAGACAACUCAACAACAAACUCGUCUUCCACCCCGAGCACGUCUACAGACAACUCAACAACAAACUCGUCUUCCACAUCGAGCACGUCUACAGACAACUCAACAACAAACUCGUCUUCCACCCCGAGCACGUCUACAGACAACUCAACAACAAACUCGUCUUCCACAUCGAGCACAUCUACAGACAACUCAACAACAAACUCGUCUUCCACCCCGAGCACGUCUACAGACAACUCAACAACAAACUCGUCUUCCACAUCGAGCACGUCUACAGACAACUCAACAACAAACUCGUCUUCCACCCCGAGCACGUCUACAGACAACUCAACAACAAACUCGUCUUCCACCCCGAGCACGUCUACAGACAACUCAACAACAAACUCGUCUUCCACCCCGAGCACGUCUACAGACAACUCAACAACAAACUCGUCUUCCACCCCGAGCACGUCUACAGACAACUCAACAAACUCGUCUUCCACAUCAAGCACGUCUACAGACAACUCAACAACAAACUCGUCUUCCACCCCGAGCACGUCUACAGACAACUCAGCAACAAACUCGUCUUCCACCCCAAGCACGUCUACAGACAACUCAACAACAAACUCGUCUUCCACCCCGAGCACGUCUACAGACAACUCAGCAACAAACUCGUCUUCCACCCCGAGCACGUCUACAGACAACUCAACAAACUCGUCUUCCACCUCGAGCACGUCUACAGACAACUCAACAACAAACUCGUCUUCCACCCCGAGCACGUCUACAGACAACUCAACAAACUCGUCUUCCACAUCAAGCACGUCUACAGACAACUCAACAACAAACUCGUCUUCCACCCCGAGCACGUCUACAGACAACUCAACAAACUCGUCUUCCACAUCAAGCACGUCUACAGACAACUCAACAACAAACUCGUCUUCCACCCCGAGCACGUCUACAGACAACUCAACAACAAACUCGUCUUCCACAUCGAGCACAUCUACAGACAACUCAACAACAAACUCGUCUUCCACCCCGAGCACGUCUACAGACAACUCAACAACAAACUCGUCUUCCACAUCGAGCACGUCUACAGACAACUCAACAACAAACUCGUCUUCCACCCCGAGCACGUCUACAGACAACUCAACAACAAACUCGUCUUCCACCCCGAGCACGUCUACAGACAACUCAACAACAAACUCGUCUUCCACCCCGAGCACGUCUACAGACAACUCAACAACAAACUCGUCUUCCACCCCGAGCACGUCUACAGACAACUCAACAAACUCGUCUUCCACAUCAAGCACGUCUACAGACAACUCAACAACAAACUCGUCUUCCACCCCGAGCACGUCUACAGACAACUCAGCAACAAACUCGUCUUCCACCCCAAGCACGUCUACAGACAACUCAACAACAAACUCGUCUUCCACCCCAAGCACGUCUACAGACAACUCAGCAACAAACUCGUCUUCCACCCCGAGCACGUCUACAGACAACUCAGCAACAAACUCGUCUUCCACCCCGAGCACGUCUACAGACAACUCAACAAACUCGUCUUCCACCUCGAGCACGUCUACAGACAACUCAACAACAAACUCGUCUUCCACCCCGAGCACGUCUACAGACAACUCAACAAACUCGUCUUCCACAUCAAGCACGUCUACAGACAACUCAACAACAAACUCGUCUUCCACCCCGAGCACGUCUACAGACAACUCAACAAACUCGUCUUCCACAUCAAGCACGUCUACAGACAACUCAACAACAAACUCGUCUUCCACAUCGAGCACGUCUACAGACAACUCAACAAACUCGUCUUCCACAUCGAGCACGUCUACAGACAACUCUGUAUCUGCUCCAGUAACUGCAGAAUUUAGCUUGGUCUUCAGCCUCAAUGAAAUCUUUGUUUCAGAACUGGCCAAUAACUCUUCACCAGAGUUUGCGGCAAAAUCUCUUGAAAUCCGUAAUAAGAUUGAACCAAUUUACAGACAAGAUUUCAACAAUUUCAUCCAGAUGAUCAUUCACAGUUUAAUGAAUGGUUCAAUUGUGACGAAUUCCAGCCUUCAAUUUGGUGCCAACGACACCAUCCCAUCUAAUUCUACAAUACAAGAAACACUUGUAAAUGAAACUAAAUCCAACUCAAACUUGAACAUUAAUCCAGAAUCUAUAAAUGUCAGCCAGCUUCCUGUGAGCGAUUCGUCAACGACCCCGAUUACAUCCACAAACGACUCAUUGAUAAACACAUCUUCAACCCCGAGCACAUCUACAGACAACUCAACAACAAACUCGUCUUCCACCCCGAGCACGUCUACAGACAACUCAACAACAAACUCGUCUUCCACCCCGAGCACGUCUACAGACAACUCAACAACAAACUCGUCUUCCACCCCGAGCACGUCUACAGACAACUCAACAACAAACUCGUCUUCCACCCCGAGCACGUCUACAGACAACUCAACAACAAACUCGUCUUCCACCCCGAGCACGUCUACAGACAACUCAACAACAAACUCGUCUUCCACCCCGAGCACGUCUACAGACAACUCAACAACAAACUCGUCUUCCACCCCGAGCACGUCUACAGACAACUCAACAACAAACUCGUCUUCCACCCCGAGCACGUCUACAGACAACUCAACAACAAACUCGUCUAACACAUCAAGCACGUCUACAGACAACUCAACAACAAACUCGUCUUCCACCCCGAGCACGUCUACAGACAACUCAACAACAAACUCGUCUUCCACACCGAGCACGUCUACAGACAACUCAACAACAAACUCGUCUUCCACCCCGAGCACGUCUACAGACAACUCAACAACAAACUCGUCUUCCACCCCGAGCACGUCUACAGACAACUCAACAACAAACUCGUCUUCCACCCCGAGCACGUCUACAGACAACUCAACAACAAACUCGUCUUCCACCCCGAGCACGUCUACAGACAACUCAACAACAAACUCGUCUUCCACCCCGAGCACGUCUACAGACAACUCAACAACAAACUCGUCAUCCACCCCGAGCACGUCUACAGACAACUCAACAACAAACUCGUCUAACACAUCAAGCACGUCUACAGACAACUCAACAACAAACUCAUCUUCUACCCCGAGCACGUCUACAGACAACUCUACAACGAACUCGUCUUCCACCCCGAGCACAUCUACAGACAACUCAACAACAAACUCGUCUUCCACAUCAAGCACAUCUACAGACAACUCAACAACAAACUCGUCUUCCACCCCGAGCACGUCUACAGACAACUCAACAAACUCGUCUUCCACAUCAAGCACGUCUACAGACAACUCAACAACAAACUCGUCUUCCACCCCGAGCACGUCUACAGACAACUCAACAACAAACUCGUCAUCCACAUCGAGCACAUCUACAGACAACUCAACAACAAACUCGUCUUCCACCCCGAGCACGUCUACAGACAACUCAGCAACAAACUCGUCUUCCACCCCGAGCACGUCUACAGACAACUCAACAAACUCGUCUUCCACCUCGAGCACGUCUACAGACAACUCAACAACAAACUCGUCUUCCACCCCGAGCACGUCUACAGACAACUCAACAAACUCGUCUUCCACAUCAAGCACGUCUACAGACAACUCAACAACAAACUCGUCUUCCACCCCGAGCACGUCUACAGACAACUCAGCAACAAACUCGUCUUCCACCUCGAGCACAUCUACAGACAACUCAACAACAAACUCGUCUUCCACCCCGAGCACGUCUACAGACAACUCAACAACAAACUCGUCUUCCACCCCGAGCACGUCUACAGACAACUCAACAACAAACUCGUCUUCCACCCCGAGCACGUCUACAGACAACUCAACAAACUCGUCUUCCACCUCGAGCACGUCUACAGACAACUCAACAACAAACUCGUCUUCCACAUCGAGCACGUCUACAGACAACUCAACAAACUCGUCUUCCACAUCGAGCACGUCUACAGACAACUCUGUAUCUGCUCCAGUAACUGCAGAAUUUAGCUUGGUCUUCAGCCUCAAUGAAAUCUUUGUUUCAGAACUGGCCAAUAACUCUUCACCAGAGUUUGCGGCAAAAUCUCUUGAAAUCCGUAAUAAGAUUGAACCAAUUUACAGACAAGAUUUCAACAAUUUCAUCCAGAUGAUCAUUCACAGUUUAAUGAAUGGUUCAAUUGUGACGAAUUCCAGCCUUCAAUUUGGUGCCAACGACACCAUCCCAUCUAAUUCUACAAUACAAGAAACACUUGUAAAUGAAACUAAAUCCAACUCAAACUUGAACAUUAAUCCAGAAUCUAUAAAUGUCAGCCAGCUUCCUGUGAGCGAUUCGUCAACGACCCCGAUUACAUCCACAAACGACUCAUUGAUAAACACAUCUUCAACCCCGAGCACAUCUACAGACAACUCAACAACAAGCUCGUCUUCCACCCCGAGCACGUCUACAGACAACUCAACAACAAACUCGUCUUCCACCCAGAGCACGUCUACAGACAACUCAACAACAAACUCGUCAUCCACCCCGAGCACGUCUACAGACAACUCAACAACAAACUCGUCAUCCACCCCAGGCACAUCUACAGACAACUCAACAAACUCGUCUUCCACACUAAGCACGUCUACAGACAACUCAACAACAAACUCGUCUUCCACACCGAGCACGUCUACAGACAACUCAACAACAAACUCGUCUUCCACAUCGAGCACAUCUACAGACAACUCAACAACAAACUCGUCUAACACAUCAAGCACGUCUACAAACAACUCAACAAACUCAUCUUCCACAUCGAGCACGUCUACAGACAACUCUACAACAAACUCGUCUUCCACAUCGAGCACAUCUACAGACAACUCAACAACAAACUCGUCUAACACAUCAAGCACGUCUACAGACAACUCAACAAACUCAUCUUCCACAUCGAGCACGUCUACAGACAACUCAACAACAAACUCGUCAUCCACCCCGAGCACGUCUACAGACAACUCAACAACAAACUCGUCUUCCACCCCGAGCACGUCUACAGACAACUCAACAACAAACUCGUCUUCCACAUCGAGCACAUCUACAGACAACUCAACAACAAACUCGUCUAACACAUCAAGCACGUCUACAGACAACUCAACAACAAACUCGUCAUCCACCCCGAGCACAUCUACAGACAACUCAACAACAAACUCGUCUUCCACCCCGAGCACGUCUACAGACAACUCAACAACAAACUCGUCUUCCACAUCGAGCACAUCUACAGACAACUCAACAACAAACUCGUCUUCCACCCCGAGCACGUCUACAGACAACUCAACAAACUCGUCUUCCACCCCGAGCACGUCUACAGACACCUCAACAACAAACUCGUCUUCCACCCCGAGCACGUCUACAGACAACUCAACAACAAACUCGUCUUCCACCCCGAGCACGUCUACAGACAACUCAACAAACUCGUCUUCUACCCCGAGCACGUCUACAGACAACUCAACAACAAACUCGUCUUCCACAUCAAGCACAUCUACAGACAACUCAACAACAAACUCGUCUUCCACAUCGAGCACGUCUACAGACAACUCGACAAACUCGUCUUCCACAUCGAGCACGUCUACAGACAACUCAACAAACUCGUCUUCCACAUCGAGCACGUCUACAGACAACUCAACAAACUCGUCUUCCACACCAAGCACGUCUACAGACAACUCAACAAACUCGUCUUCCACCUCGAGCACGUCUACAGACAACUCAACAACAAACUCGUCUUCCACCCCGAGCACGUCUACAGACAACUCAACAAACUCGUCUUCCACAUCAAGCACGUCUACAGACAACUCAACAACAAACUCGUCUUCCACCCCGAGCACGUCUACAGACAACUCAGCAACAAACUCGUCUUCCACCUCGAGCACGUCUACAGACAACUCAACAACAAACUCGUCUUCCACCCCGAGCACGUCUACAGACAACUCAACAACAAACUCGUCUUCCACCCCGAGCACGUCUACAGACAACUCAACAACAAACUCGUCUUCCACAUCGAGCACGUCUACAGACAACUCAACAAACUCGUCUUCCACAUCGAGCACGUCUACAGACAACUCUGUAUCUGCUCCAGUAACUGCAGAAUUUAGCUUGGUCUUCAGCCUCAAUGAAAUCUUUGUUUCAGAACUGGCCAAUAACUCUUCACCAGAGUUUGCGGCAAAAUCUCUUGAAAUCCGUAAUAAGAUUGAACCAAUUUACAGACAAGAUUUCAACAAUUUCAUCCAGAUGAUCAUUCACAGUUUAAUGAAUGGUUCAAUUGUGACGAAUUCCAGCCUUCAAUUUGGUGCCAACGACACCAUCCCAUCUAAUUCUACAAUACAAGAAACACUUGUAAAUGAAACUAAAUCCAACUCAAACUUGAACAUUAAUCCAGAAUCUAUAAAUGUCAGCCAGCUUCCUGUGAGCGAUUCAUCAACGACCCCGAUUACAUCCACAAACGACUCAUUGAUAAACACAUCUUCAACCCCGAGCACAUCUACAGACAACUCAACAACAAGCUCGUCUUCCACCCCGAGCACGUCUACAGACAACUCAACAACAAACUCGUCUUCCACACCGAGCACGUCUACAGACAACUCAACAACAAACUCGUCUUCCAUAUCAAGCACGUCUACAGACAACUCAACAACAAACUCGUCUUCCACAUCAAGCACGUCUACAGACAACUCAACAACAAACUCGUCUUCCACCCCGAGCACGUGUACAGACAACUCAACAACAAACUCGUCUUCCACCCCGAGCAUGUCUACAGACAACUCAACAACAAACUCGUCUUCCACCCCGAGCACGUCUACAGACAACUCAACAACAAACUCGUCUUCCACACCGAGCACGUCUACAGACAACUCAACAACAAACUCGUCUAACACAUCAAGCACAUCUACAGACAACUUAACAACAAACUCGUCUUCCACCCCGAGCACGUCUACAGACAACUCAACAACAAACUCGUCUUCCACCCCGAGCACGUCUACAGACAACUCAACAACAAACUCGUCUUCCACCCCGAGCAUGUCUACAGACAACUCAACAACAAACUCGUCUUCCACCCCGAGCACGUCUACAGACAACUCAACAACAAACUCGUCUUCCACCCCGAGCACGUCUACAGACAACUCAACAACAAACUCGUCUUCCACCCCGAGCACGUCUACAGACAACUCAACAACAAACUCGUCUAACACAUCAAGCACAUCUACAGACAACUCAACAACAAACUCGUCUUCCACCCCGAGCACGUCUACAGACAACUCAACAACAAACUCGUCUUCCACCCCGAGCACGUCUACAGACAACUCAACAACAAACUCGUCUUCCACCCCGAGCAUGUCUACAGACAACUCAACAACAAACUCGUCUUCCACCCCGAGCACGUCUACAGACAACUCAACAACAAACUCGUCUUCCACCCCGAGCACGUCUACAGACAACUCAACAACAAACUCGUCAUCCACCCCGAGCACGUCUACAGACAACUCAACAACAAACUCGUCUUCCACCCCGAGCACGUCUACAGACAACUCAACAACAAACUCGUCUUCCACCCCGAGCACGUCUACAGACAACUCAACAACAAACUCGUCUUCCACCCCGAGCACGUCUACAGACAACUCAACAACAAACUCGUCAUCCACCCCGAGCACGUCUACAGACAACUCAACAACAAACUCGUCUAACACAUCAAGCACGUCUACAGACAACUCAACAACAAACUCGUCUAACACAUCAAGCACGUCUACAGACAACUCAACAACAAACUCGUCUAACACAUCAAGCACGUCUACAGACAACUCAACAACAAACUCAUCUUCUACCCCGAGCACGUCUACAGACAACUCUACAACGAACUCGUCUUCCACCCCGAGCACGUCUACAGACAACUCAACAACAAACUCGUCUAACACAUCAAGCACGUCUACAGACAACUCUACAACGAACUCGUCUUCCACCCCGAGCACGUCUACAGACAACUCAACAACAAACUCGUCUUCCACAUCAAGCACAUCUACAGACAACUCAACAACAAACUCGUCUUCCACAUCAAGCACAUCUACAGACAACUCAACAACAAACUCGUCUUCCACCCCGAGCACGUCUACAGACAACUCAACAACAAACUCGUCUUCCACCCCGAGCACGUCUACAGACAACUCAACAACAAACUCGUCUUCCACAUCAAGCACAUCUACAGACAACUCAACAACAAACUCGUCUUCCACCCCGAGCACGUCCACAAACAGCUCGAUGACAAACACUUCCACAUCGAGCACGUCUACAGACAACUCAACAACAAACUCGUCAUCCACCCCGAGCACGUCUACAGACAACUCAACAACAAACUCGUCAUCCACCCCGAGCACAUCUACAGACAACUCAACAACAAACUCGUCUUCCACCCCGAGCACGUCUACAGACAACUCAACAACAAACUCGUCAUCCACCCCGAGCACGUCUACAGACAACUCAACAACAAACUCGUCUUCCACCCCGAGCACGUCUACAGACAACUCAACAACAAACUCGUCUUCCACCCCAAGCACGUCUUCAGACAACUCAACAACAAACUCGUCUUCCACAUCGAGCACGUCUACAGACAACUCAACAACAAACUCGUCUUCCACCUCGAGCACGUCCACAAACAGCUCGACGACAAACACUUCCACCCCGAGCACGUCUACAGACAGCUCAACAACAAACUCGUCUUCCACCCCGAGCACGUCUACAGACAACUCAACAACAAACUCGUCUUCCACCCCGAGCACGUCUACAGACAACUCAACAACAAACUCGUCUUCCACCCCAAGCACGUCUACAGACAACUCAACAACAAACUCGUCUUCCACCCCGAGCACGUCCACAAACAGCUCGACGACAAACACUUCCACCCCGAGCACGUCUACAGACAACUCAACAACAAACUCGUCUUCCACCCCGAGCACGUCUACAGACAACUCACCAACAAACUCGUCUUCCACCCCGAGCACGUCUACAGACAACUCAACAACAAACUCGUCUUCCACCCCAAGCACGUCUACAGACAACUCAACAACAAACUCGUCUUCCACAUCAAGCACAUCUACAGACAACUCAACAACAAACUCGUCUUCUACCCCGAGCACAUCCACAACCAGCCCUACGACAAACACCGCAGUAUUCAGCUUGCUCUUUAAAACCAAUGAAAUCUUUGAACCAGCACUGGCUGAUAACACCUCUCCAGAAUUUUUAGCCAAAGCCACAUCCAUCCGAAAUCAGGUUGAACCAAUUUACAGAAAAAACUUCAAAAAUUUCAUCCAGAUGAUCAUUCACAGUUUCGCGAAUGGUUCAAUUGUGACAAAUUCAAGCCUUCAAUUUGGUUCCAAUGAAACCAUCCCAAAUAAUUCUACAGUACAAGAAAUCCUUGUUAAUGAGACUAAAUCCAACACAAGCUUGAACAUUAUUUCAAGUUCUAUAAAUGUCACGCAGGAUCCUGUGACCAACAACGCUACAACAAACACGACCCCAAGCACAUCCACAAACAGCUCAGAGACAAACACAUCCACCCCGAGCACGUCCACAAACAGCUCGACGACAAACACUUCCACCCCGAGCACAUCCACAAACAGCUCGACAACAAACACUUCCACCCCGAGCACGUCCACAAACAGCUCGACGACGAACACUUCCACCCCGAGCACGUCCACAAACAGCUCGACGACAAACACUUCCACCCCGAGCACGUCCACAAACAGCUCGACGACAAACACUUCCACCCCGAGCACAUCCACAAACAGCUCGACAACAAACACUUCCACCCCGAGCACGUCCACAAACAGCUCGACGACAAACACUUCCACAUCCACAAACAGCUCCACGACAAACACUUCCACCCCGAGCACAUCCACAAACAGCUCAGAGACAAACACAUCCACCCCGAGCACGUCCACAAACAGCUCGACGACAAACACUUCCACCCCGAGCACGUCCACAAACAGCUCGACGACAAACACUUCCACCCCGAGCACGUCCACAAACAGCUCGACGACAAACACUUCCACCCCGAGCACGUCCACAAACAGCUCGACGACAAACACUUCCACCCCGAGCACAUCCACAAACAGCUCGACAACAAACACUUCCACCCCGAGCACGUCCACAAACAGCUCGACGACAAACACUUCCACAUCCACAAACAGCUCCACGACAAACACUUCCACCCCGAGCACAUCCACAAACAGCUCAGAGACAAACACAUCCACCCCGAGCACGUCCACAAACAGCUCGACGACAAACACUUCCACCCCGAGCACAUCCACAAACAGCUCCACGACAAACACUUCCACCCCGAGCACGUCCACAAACAGCUCGGCGACAAACUCUUCCACAUCCACAAACAGCUCGACAACAAACACUUCCACCCCGAGCACGUCCACAAACAGCUCGACGACAAACACUUCCACCCUGAGCACGUCCACAAACAGCUCCACGACAAACACUUCCACCCCGAGCACGUCCACAAACAGCUCGACGACAAACACUUCCACCCCGAGCACGUCCACAAACAGCUCGACGACAAACACUUCCACAUCCACAAAUAGCUCGGCGACAAACAGCUCAAUGACAAACACUUCCACCCCGAGCACGUCCACAAACAGCUCGACGACAAACACUUCCACCCCGAGCACAUCCACAAACAGCUCGGCGACAAACACUUCCACCCCGAGCACGUCCACAAACAGCUCGGCGACAAACUCUUCCACAUCCACAAACAGCUCGACGACCAACACUUCCACCCCGAGCACGUCCACAAACAGCUCGACGACAAACACUUCCACCCCGAGCACGUCCACAAACAGCUCGACGACAAACACUUCCACCCCGAGCACGUCCACAAACAGCUCGGCGACAAACUCUUCCACAUCCACAAACAGCUCGACGACAAACACUUCCACCCCGAGCACGUCCACAAACAGCUCGACGACAAACACUUCCACCCCGAGCACGUCCACAAACAGCUCGACGACCAACACUUCCACCCCGAGCACGUCCACAAACAGCUCGACGACAAACACUUCCACCCCGAGCACGUCCACAAACAGCUCGACGACAAACACUUCCACCCCGAGCACGUCCACAAACAGCUCCACGACAAACACUUCCACCCCGAGCACGUCCACAAACAGCUCGACGACCAACACUUCCACCCCGAGCACGUCCACAAACAGCUCGACAACAAACACUUCCACCCCAAGCACGUCCACAAACAGCUCGGCGACAAACUCUUCCACAUCCACAAAUAGCUCGGCGACAAACAGCUCCACGACAAACACUUCCACCCCGAGCACGUCCACAAACAGCUCGACGACCAACACUUCCACCCCGAGCACGUCCACAAACAGCUCGACAACAAACACUUCCACCCCGAGCACGUCCACAAACAGCUCGGCGACAAACACUUCCACCCCGAGCACAUCCACAAACAGCUCGACAACAAACACUUCCACCCCGAGCACAUCCACAAACAGCUCGACGACAAACACUUCCACCCCGAGCACGUCCACAAACAGCUCGGCGACAAACUCUUCCACAUCCACAAAUAGCUCGGCGACAAACAGCUCAACGACAAACACUUCCACCCCGAGCACGUCCACAAACAGCUCGACGACAAACACUUCCACCCCGAGCACGUCCACAAACAGCUCGGCGACAAACAGCUCAACGACAAACACUUCCACCCCGAGCACGUCCACAAACAGCUCAAUGACAAACACUUCCACCCCGAGCACAUCCACAACCAGCCCUACGACAAACACCGCAGCAUUCAUCUUGCUCUUUAGAAUCAAUGAAACCUUUGUUCCAGCACUGGCCAAUAACACCUCUCCAGAAUUUGCAGCCAAAGCCACAUCCAUCCGAAAUCAGGUUGAACCAAUUUACAGAAAAAACUUCAAAAACUUCAUCCAGAUGAUCAUUCACAGUUUCGCGAAUGGUUCAAUUGUGACAAAUUCCAGCCUUCAAUUUGGUUCCAAUGAAACCAUCCCAAAUAAUUCUACAGUACAAGAAAUCCUUGUUAAUGAGACUAAAUCCAACACAAGCUUGAACAUUAUUUCAAGUUCUAUAAAUGUCACGCAGGAUCCUGUGACCAACAACGCUACAACAAACACGACCCCAAGCACAUCCACAAACAGCUCAACGACAAACACUUCCACCCCGAGCACGUCCACAAACAGCUCGACGACAAACACUUCCACCCCGAGUACUUCUACAAACAGCUCGACGACAAACACUUCCACCCCGAGCACGUCCACGAACAGCUCGACGACAAACACUUCCACCCCGAGCACGUCCACAAACAGCUCGACGACAAACACUUCCACAUCCACAAACAGCUCAACGUCAAACUCUUCCACCCCGAGCACGUCCACAAACAGCUCAACGUCAAACUCUUCCACCCCGAGCACGUCCACGAACAGCUCAACGUCAAACUCUUCCACCCCGAGCACGUCCACGAACAGCUCAACGUCAAACACUUCCACCCCGAGCACGUCCACGAACAGUUCGACGACAAACACAACUUCGACCACAAGUGCACCUACAACCAGCUCGACGACAAACAUUCCUCCAGCACCACAAAAUGCAACACAAAUUUUCAACUUGACUUUCAGCAUCAAUGAAACCUUUGAUUCAGCCCUGGCCAGUAACAGCUCCCCACAGUUUGGAGCAAAGGCUGCAAAUAUCCGUAGUCAGGUUGAACCAUUGUACAAGAAAACCUUUAAAAACUUCAUUCUAAUGCAAAUUCUACGAUUUAAGAAUGGGUCUAUUAUUACAGAGAGCAAGCUUUAUAUGGAUCCUAGUGGUUCAAAUGUUACUGCAACCCAAGUGAAAGACGUCUUGCUCAAUGGAAUCUCGAACGGCAACUUGACCUUUCAGAUUGACCGAGGCUCGAUUAAUGUCACAGAGAUUGGGAAUUCAACACCACCAGUGAUUGCCAGCUCAGUCUCCAUGAUUUGCAUGUCUCUUCUAUCACUUCUACUUUCUUUGGCAUUGCAUUUCUAGCUCUAGACCUGAUCAGAAAACAUACACAAAUAACCUACAUGUAUUUAUACAUUUAAUAAUUUAUAAUUUAAAGAUAAUA